AUGACCUCCAGGGAGGCGGCUGUGGCCGCCCAGCCCCCUUCCUUCCUGGACCCCCACUCUCAGGAGGUCGUGGAGCGCUGCUCUCCUGGAGACGUCCGCCUGGCCGCCACCCGCACGUGUGUGUCCCCCAAGCAGUACAACUGCUCCUUCUUCUGUCGCCCAGUGGGCGAGGAGCUCAGCGCUGGACUGGGCAUCAGAGAGCUGAUCCUCAGCGUGAAGGACGAGGCUGGGGACAGCGUCCAGAGGAGACUAACAAGCACAGUGGGCCCAGACGCAUCCUUCCAAGGGAGCGCCAGGGUCCACCUGGUCCAGUGUGGUCCCCACGGCAUCCUUGGCUUUGUCAUCUCCACACGGACCGUGCUGGGCUCCUUCCUCCUCGAUCGCUCGGCCAGUCACUUCCCUGUGUACCAGGAGCAGCACCUGCUCAACAGCAACCCUCACUGGGACUUCGGGGCCUUCAGGCACCUCGGCCACCUGGUGCGGGAGACUCACCUCAGCUUCUCCAGGUUUGCUCACCAGUUUCUAGAUCUGGGCACGUACGUGUUUCGGGACAACGGGCUGCCUGAGAGCAUCGCCGUGGUGCUGGUGAAGGAGAAGGGGGUGGCCUGCGACCCGGGCCUGUCCCCUGUGCAGCCCUCGUCACCCUAUCAGCUCGCCAGGCACGGCGUCCUCAGGCACCGGGUGCCAAACCUGGGCCCCGACUGGGCGGCCAUCUCAGGGGUGCUGCUGGCUGUUGGCUUGGCAACCGUGCUGCUGACGGGCCUGGGCCUUGUGCUAAGACCCUCCUCGCUGGCCCCGGCCUGCCCCGCAAGGGCUCGAGGGCCUCACGUGCCUGCGGAACGUGUGCCCCUCGGGGACUGCUCCAGGAAGCGUGUGCAGAGGGGCAUGGAGCGGGGCUUGGCGGAGGAAAGACCCUUCACUGCCCGGGCUGCCCGGGCUCCGACGUCGGCGGAGCGGGGGAGGGCCCUGGUCGUGCUCCCUGACCUGGAUUCACGCAGCUCACGUCACCUCCGCUGGUUCCUAACUGCGGAGUUGCAGGGGCCCCAGGAAGUGGGGAAGCCACUUCCGGCCAAGGCCCUGGAGGACUUCAGCAUCCGGACGCUCUACGACAAGCUUGAGGACCAGAGCCUGCACGUGGCAGCCCAGCUGAGCCGGCACCGGAGCGACGCUCUGGCCUUCUACGGGGGUGCCCGCCAGCAGCUCCGGGGGCUCCAGGACCUCCUACAGGGCCUCAGCGAAGCCAAGCGGCCAGGCCUGGGCAGGACUGGAGACCCGGAGAUGGGGGCCAGAGCCGCGGCCAGAGCGCACGCUAGGCAGAGCGAGGACUCUUUGGGUAGCCACGCUGCAGCUUCUCCCAGGGAGCCCCGGCAGCGUCCUCCAGCUAACGGCACAAAGGAACGUGCCCCACCAGAGCCCACGGGCCCACCAGUCAGCGCCAGGCUUCUGCUCCGAGCCCAGCCCCCGUCCCCCACGGAGCUGCCUGGCCCUUUGGGGGAGGCUGCGCCCCCAGCGCCCCCCCGCCCGGGCUGUGAGAAGCUCGACCGAGCCAUCGAGGCCCUGGCGGCCGCACUUUCUCAGCGCAUGGGCAACCAGCUGGGGCCCGGAGAAAGAGCACACACCCCCAACGGCGUCUUGACACAGACCUUCUCCUCGUCCAGUCUUCGGAUGUGGAAGAGGAAGAUACGGCAGGUGGAAGACAAUUUGGAUGAGCUGAACGAGGAGUUCUUCCAGCUCACUGCUCAAGCCUUAGCGCUCCGGAAAGAAGAGGACAGGCCAGGCCAACUGCCACGAAGCAAAGGCAGUACGUUUGUGGUGGUUCCCAGGAUCUGCCCUCCCGCGCGGCGGAAAGACACACCCGGCCCAGCAGAGGCCGGCGGCCCUGGCGGAGAGAACCUGGGAUCCUGGGCCCUGCAGAGUGACCAGGCCCUGGCGCUGGAGCAAAGGGACCGCAUCCCCUCCCUGCGCUGUGGCCUCCUGGAAGACAGAGGAGCCGGCACUGCCUGCCCUGAGGGCCUCCAACACCAGAGGACACUCAGCCGGCUGCAGGGCCCGCACAAGCCCUUGGGUGUGUCUCACAGAGCAGCAGAAGGGAACCAGAAGCGGGAGCAGCUGGUCCAGGCUUUCAUGGUACUGGGCCUGGACUGGACCCGGGCCAGUGACAGCGAGGGGCCCAGGUCCCGUCGGGGAGGCCUCAGCUCCGCUUCGGAAAACCCACCUCGGGCCAGCACCGCACCUCUGCUUCUCUUUCAGAAAACAGAAAUUUACUCUGUGGAGCUCAGCGGAACCGGAGACAUUGAGAAAACGGACAAGGGGCAUGACAAGAAGUACGGGGGCCUGAAAAAGAACUGCUUAGAACGCAAAACGCAUCAGCCGAAAGAGGAGCUUAAGAAAGAACUCGAUCUGGAUGAUCACAAACUCAGCACUGAGGAAUUGGAAACAAAAUACGGUACAAACAUCAUUACGGGUCUCUCCAGCACCCGGGCUGCUGAGCUCCUGGCUCGGGAUGGGCCCAACACCCUCACCCCCCCCAAGGAAACCCCGAAGAUUAUCAAGUUCCUCAAGCAGAUGGUGGGGGGGUUCUCCAUCCUCCUGUGGAUAGGAGCCAUCCUGUGCUGGAUCGCAUAUGGGAUUCAGUACUCCAACGAUAAGUCCUCCUCCCUGGACAGCGUGUACCUGGGCUCCGUGCUUGCCCUGGUGGUUAUUUUAACCGGGGCGUUUGCCUAUUACCAGGAGGCGAAAAGCACCAACAUCAUGGCCAGCUUCCGCCAGAUGAUUCCACAGCAAGCUCUUGUCGUUCGAGAUUCAGAGAAGAAGACAGUUCCUGCAGACCAGCUGGUGGUGGGGGAUAUAGUGGAGAUUAAAGGAGGAGACCAGAUCCCCGCGGACAUCAGGUUGCUGUCUGCUCAGGGGUGUAAGGUAGACAACUCGUCUCUCACUGGGGAGUCUGAGCCCCAGCCCCGCUCCUCUGAGUUUACCCAUGACAACCCCCUGGAGACAAAGAAUAUCAGCUUCUUCUCCACAACCUGUCUGGAAGGCACAGCGACUGGCAUGGUCAUCAACACGGGUGACCGCACCGUCAUUGGGCAGAUCGCCUCGCUGGCUUCGGGAGUCCAGAACUCGAAGACGCCCAUUGCCAUCGAGAUCGAGCACUUUGUUCACAUUGUGGCAGGAGUGGCAGUCUCCAUCGGCGUCCUUUUCUUCAUCAUCGCAGUGUCCAUGAAGUAUUAUGUCCUGGACUCCAUCAUCUUCCUCAUUGGCAUCAUUGUGGCCAACGUGCCUGAGGGUCUCCUGGCCACUGUCACUGUGGCUCUGUCACUGACAGCAAAACGCAUGGCCAAGAAGAACUGCCUGGUGAAGGGCCUGGAGGCAGUGGAGACCCUUGGUUCCACCUCCAUCAUCUGCUCAGACAAGACGGGGACCCUAACCCAGAACAGGAUGACCGUGGCCCAUCUGUGGUUCGACAACCAGGUCUUCGUGGCGGACACUAGCGAAGACCAUUCGAAUCAAGUCUUUGAUCAAAGCUCUGCAACCUGGGCCUCCCUGUCAAAGAUCAUAACGCUGUGUAACCGCGCUGAGUUCAGACCAGGACAGGAGAGCGUCCCCAUCAUGAAGAAAGCUGUGGUUGGAGAUGCCUCAGAAACUGCUCUUUUGAAAUUCUCAGAGGUCAUUUUGGGUAACGUGAUGGAAAUUAGAAAAAGAAACCGCAAAGUAGCUGAAAUACCUUUUAACUCAACCAACAAAUUUCAGCUCUCCAUACACGAGACAGACGACCCCAGUGACAAGCGUUUCCUCAUGGUGAUGAAAGGGGCCCCCGAGCGGGUCCUGGAGAAGUGCAGCACCAUCAUGGUCAACGGCCAGGAGCAGCCUCUGGACAGGAGCACGGCCAAGGCCUUCCACACGGCAUACAUGGAGCUGGGCGGCCUGGGGGAGCGCGUGCUGGGUUUCUGUCAUCUCUACCUGCCAGCAGACGAGUUUCCAGCAACCUAUUCAUUUGAUGUAGACACAAUGAACUUUCCUACUUCCCACUUCUGUUUUGUGGGCCUCUUAUCGAUGAUCGACCCGCCUCGGUCCACGGUCCCUGAUGCGGUCACCAAGUGCCGGAGUGCAGGGAUCAAGAUCAUCAUGGUUACUGGCGAUCAUCCAAUCACAGCCAAAGCUAUUGCCAAGAGUGUAGGUAUCAUUUCCGCCAACAGUGAGACAGUGGAAGACAUUGCAAAACGCCUCAACGUUGCUGUGGCACAGGUUAACAAGCGGGACGCUAAGGCCGCUGUGGUGACCGGCAUGGAGCUAAAAGACAUGAGCCCGGCGCAGCUGGACGAGCUCUUGGCCAACCACUCGGAGAUCGUCUUUGCCCGGACGUCCCCCCAGCAGAAGCUGAUCAUUGUGGAGGGCUGUCAGAGGCAGGGUGCUAUCGUCGCUGUGACAGGGGACGGAGUUAACGACUCCCCGGCUCUAAAGAAGGCAGACAUCGGGAUCGCCAUGGGGAUAACGGGCUCUGAUGCAGCCAGAAGUGCAGCCGACAUGGUCUUGCUGGAUGACAACUUCGCGUCCAUCGUUACAGGGGUGGAGGAAGGUCGCCUGAUCUUUGACAACCUAAAGAAGACUAUCGCGUACACCCUGACCAAGAACAUCGCUGAGCUCUGCCCCUUUCUGAUCUACAUCAUCGCUGGGCUUCCCCUGCCCAUUGGCACCAUUACUAUCUUGUUCAUCGACUUGGGCACGGACAUAAUUCCCUCCAUCGCCCUGGCUUAUGAGAAAGCUGAAAGUGACAUUAUGAACAGGAAGCCUCGCGACAAGAAGAAGGACAGACUGGUGAACAAGCCACUUGCCGUGUACUCCUACCUGCACAUUGGCCUCAUGCAGGCCCUGGGAGCUUUUGUUGUAUAUUUCACCGUGUACGCACAGGAGGGCUUUCGACCCAGCACUCUCCUUAACCUCCGGGUGGAGUGGGAAAAGGGCUAUGUGAACGACUUGGAAGACAGCUAUGGACAAGAAUGGACAAGCUACCAGAGGAAGUACCUAGAAUGGACGGGCUACACAGCAUUCUUUGUUGGCAUCAUGGUCCAGCAAAUAGCAGAUCUGAUCAUCAGGAAAACCCGGAGGAAUUCCAUCUUCCAGCAGGGUCUCUUCAGAAAUAAAGUCAUCUGGGUGGGGAUUGCCUCGCAGGUUAUCAUCGCGCUAAUCCUCUCCUACGGCCUCGGGAGUAUCGUGGCCCUGAACUUCACGAUGCUCCGGCCUCAGUACUGGUUCGUGGCUGUACCACACGCUGUUCUGAUCUGGGUGUACGAUGAGGUGCGGAAACUGGCCAUCAGACUCUACCCUGGAAGCUGGUGGGAUAAGAACAUGUACUAUUAA
Molecule: messenger RNA, 5355 nt
Organism: Aethalodelphis obliquidens (Pacific white-sided dolphin)
Lineage: Eukaryota; Metazoa; Chordata; Mammalia; Artiodactyla; Delphinidae
Gene: ATP12A
Product: ATPase H+/K+ transporting non-gastric alpha2 subunit
Exons: 39
Coding region: 1-5355 (1784 amino acids)
Biological process (GO): proton transmembrane transport; intracellular sodium ion homeostasis; potassium ion import across plasma membrane
Cellular component (GO): plasma membrane
Molecular function (GO): P-type sodium:potassium-exchanging transporter activity; ATP hydrolysis activity; ATP binding
Source: RefSeq, a predicted model, not a curated record